GUCCUUCUUUCACAGCCCCCUUUUUUCUCGUUUUUAUAAAAUGUCAGUACUAAUCUCACGCUGUGAUUUUAUUGCUCAACUGCCAGAGGAAGAAAAAGAAGCGUUUGAGAACAUCUUCCCUUGUAACAAGUAUCCUUCUGAUGAAAGAAUUAUGAUCAGUUUUGAGCAGUGGAGCACAAUCAAGCUGGAUUAUGAUCAAAAGAUGAAGGACUAUUAUGGAUUUAUCAAAGCCUUACCCGCAGAUAAAUCUUAUGAAAAUGAUCCUUAUAUUCAAUACUCAGACAUAGUCCAGAACUGUCCGCGUAUUCUUCGACCUCUUCAAAUCGAAGACGAGAAAGAGCCUGCGCCCGGAGCCCUUUAUCAAAUUGCCAUCCAAAAUAAACCGGAUAUAAAAAUCAUUGAGAUUGAAUCGCUUGGUCAACUGGAACAGCUCUUGAUGAACAGCUACCAAUAUGAAGAUUGCAGCACAACUAACGAAAUUAAUAUCGAGAUGCUGACCAAGGAUUUGAUGUCUGGCAAGAUAUUUUACAAGAUCAACAGUAGUGUUUACUCUCAAAUUUGCGACUUCAAGUACAUGAAUAAACUUUUACUAAAGCCGCAGCAAGAAUUAGGCCAUAUACCUUCAGUUCCUUACAACAAAUGUUUGGCUAUAUUUAUGGUGCUCUAUUAUAUGCGAUGCGAUUAUCUGUGUACGGAAUUUGUUAAGAAUAUGGAAAUGAUUAUGGGAAAUUUUCAUGGUUUGUUGGACAUGCGGGAACUCAUGUUGAAGUUACACUUUCCUAUUUCGGUCGCACAAGAAGAUCUCGUUUCACAAGAAAUGUUACACACAUUAGCAGACGGAUUUCCGACGUUGGUGGACAUGAAGCUUUCCUUUUAUAAAUUUGGUGUUAUGGAAACCGGCCACAAAAUCACGUUAUGUUUCUCAAAAUCCAAAUCAUUUUACAUGAACAAGAUUACAUAUUCCACUUUUGCCGAGCAUUUUGAAAACAUGACAGUAAACAAAUUAAGACGUUAUCAGCAAUUUAGGCUAUCCAUGCUUUACACCUUUAAAUUAAUUAUACCUGAUCAAGAGAAUUUUGAGCUCGCCAAAUCGGUGGGAUUUAUUGACUCAAAUCGGAUCGACUGGCAGUUUUGGAAAGAUAAUGUGAUUAAGUGCCCGUAUUUUAUUCACCAUUCAAGUCAGGAUUUCUUGGUGAAGCGCCAAUAUGAUACUUUGACAAGCAUGAAAAAAAGGUACUACAAUUUCUUUUCUAACUUGUAUACAGAUUACCAUCGCACCUUUGUUCAUGAACCUGUGUCGCUGGUGUUUAAUAUCGCUGCUGUAAUUUUUGCUAUGACAGGUGUCAUAUCCGUCCUGCAAAAUGCUGGAAUUAUUCCUUCUCUAUAUAAAUAAAAAAGUAAUUAAUUUUUUU
Mucor mucedo is the source of this 1412-nucleotide messenger RNA. RefSeq lists its product as uncharacterized. Lineage: Eukaryota; Fungi; Mucoromycota; Mucoromycetes; Mucorales; Mucoraceae. The transcript has a single exon. The record is from RefSeq and is a predicted model, not a curated record. The coding region runs from base 41 to 1393 and encodes 450 amino acids.